Messenger RNA from Penicillium paradoxum, 1425 nucleotides. Its product is annotated as H(+)-transporting V1 sector ATPase subunit H. Gene Ontology annotation, biological process: proton transmembrane transport. Gene Ontology annotation, molecular function: proton-transporting ATPase activity, rotational mechanism. The transcript is spliced from 3 exons. Gene Ontology annotation, cellular component: fungal-type vacuole membrane; vacuolar proton-transporting V-type ATPase, V1 domain. Bases 1 to 1425 code for a protein of 474 amino acids. Lineage: Eukaryota; Fungi; Ascomycota; Eurotiomycetes; Eurotiales; Aspergillaceae. The record is from RefSeq and is a predicted model, not a curated record.
AUGUCGCUGGAGCCACCCACCUACCUCAGUUCCCUCCAGAAUAACAUUCGAGCUCGACCAAUUCCGUGGGAGGGUGCUGUUCGAGCGGGCAACAUCACCGAUGACCACCUGAAGAAGAUCAAGGCCGUGGACAAGGUGCGCAAGGAGCAGCGCCGCCAGACGAUAGAAGGAGAUCUUGCUGGAUAUACAGAUCUGUUGGCCGGUGGCGCACAGGGGAAGAGUGUCUUGGACUCGGCCUCUCGAAGGACCGAUAUCGUGCAGUAUAUACUGGUGCUAGCCUCGGACUUGAUCCAAGAUGUGCCCUCUCUGGCAAACUCGCUUGUGUCUCAUCCAGAACCCUACAGGCCAUUCUUACCCUUCCUGCAGCACUCGUCAAACGCCGAAGACCCCAUCCCUCUGCUCACGUCCACCUUCCUCACGGCCCUCGUCUCACACAGUCUUAUUACAUCUUCCAAGCCCGCACCGCGCGACAAUGAGGCUCUCCCACAGCUCUACGCCUAUCUCUCCACCUUAACCAAGAAUCAGGACAGUGGGCUCCAAGAUAUUGGCGUACAAGGGUUCUCAGACCUGCUGAGAACAAGUCGAGCCCGAGAAAUAUUUUGGGCACAACGCCAAGAGACUCUCAAUCCCUUGAUCGACACUCUUCGAACUGCAGCGGGAGCCAAAGAUAGUGUAAGUACAUUGGGAAGCAGUAGCCGCGGUGUCGAGCCCGGCCUUGCUGGUGGUGUUGGCCUCCAACUUCUCUAUCGCGUUCUUCUAGUGCUGUGGCAACUUUCGUUUGAGGGUGCUCUCGUUGGUGAUGAACUUCAAGAAAACUAUGAAAUCAUCCAACUCUACACUCACCUUCUGCGACUCUCACCGAAGGAAAAGACUACUCGCUUGCUUCUUGCAACUUUGUACAAUCUUUGCUCCAGCAACCCGACGACCCUACUGCCUAUUGCGGUGUUCGUUCGGCUCCCCGCCCUCCUGACCAACUUGACUGGCCGUCACCUGACUGACCCCGAUCUGCUCGAGGAUCUCGCCGCGCUCUCUUCGAUGUUGGAUGAAUACACCAAGACACAGACUACCUUUGACGAAUAUGCCGCUGAGGUCCAGUCAGGUCAUCUGCGCUGGUCGCCCCCUCACAAGAACCCGACAUUCUGGAAAGACAACGCGCGGCGCAUCGUUGAGGAGUCGAACGGCGCUUUGCCUAAGAAAUUGGUCGAGAUUUUGUCCAAAAGCUGGGACAAUGACAAGCAGGUGCUGGCUAUCGCUUGCAGUGAUGUAGGAAACCUGGUGAAGGAGGUCCCGGAACGCCGUGGACAACUGGAGCGAUUGGGCCUGAAGGCGCGGGUGAUGGAACUAAUGGCCGAUAAAGAUGAAUCAGUGCGAUGGGAGAGUUUGCACGCCGUUGGCGAAUGGCUUCGGUAUACCUUUGAGGGCUGA